This is a messenger RNA of Salvia splendens (bonfire salvia), 846 nucleotides long. RefSeq names its product WAS/WASL-interacting protein family member 1-like. The record is from RefSeq and is a predicted model, not a curated record. Bases 1 to 846 code for a protein of 281 amino acids. NCBI's taxonomy places the organism in Eukaryota, Viridiplantae, Streptophyta, Magnoliopsida, Lamiales, Lamiaceae. The transcript has a single exon.
AUGGACGCUCUUAACCAACCGCGACCGGAGACCCAUUUCCAAUCCAACCAAUCUCUUUUCACCGAUGCAGAUAGAUUCGCACUAGAGCAGAUGAUGGGUUGUUUGAGUCCAGGAUUACCGGAUACUCCGCCAGCCCGUGUGGAUACUCCCGUUCUGACGAGGGUCGGCGGGUUCGGUGGGGCAGGUGGAAGCAGCGGCGGCGGUAGCGGCAGCGGCGGUGGCGAGGGCAGCGAGGCAACGGGGGCCGGCGGUAAACGGUCCACGCACUACACCAAAGCGGAGUCCAUUGAUGUGGCGAGGGAUGCCGACACAUCGGACCCCAUAGUGGGCAUACCGAACCGAGCUUUUGGAAGCGCGUCCUGUUGGCAUACAACGAGUUCAAGUCAAGAGGCGCCAAACCGCGUGACCCGGAACAGAGAUGGCCGAAGCGAAGCCGACGUGAAGACGCUGUCUAUGUCCCAAUUCAACACAGAAGGCUGGCCGAAGUUCAACUCCUGGGAGGAGUAUCUCGUUCUCGAGAACUGCCCUAAAUUCAAGGCCAUCUGUGUGGAGGAGAGGGGGACAGGUCCUGGGGCGAAGCGAACUAGACACAAUAUAGUCGGGGACUACAGCAGCGGCAGCGGCUCACAAUCAAUCGACCUCAACGACGCCCAAACGGAAGAGCCAUCCGCUAUACACUCUAGGAGCCCACGCCCUCCGGUCCAACAUGCCUCUAUCCGAGCCACUAGAGUGGCUGCAAGUUCCUCGCGCAUCUCGCAGCCCACCCCUAUACCGCACUCUAUGGGCAUUGGUCCCCACGAGGUCUUGCAGAGGAACCUUGAUGUGCAGUUGAUGAAACAACUGUAA